Messenger RNA from Eriocheir sinensis (Chinese mitten crab), 3767 nucleotides. RefSeq names its product G patch domain-containing protein 1-like. NCBI's taxonomy places the organism in Eukaryota, Metazoa, Arthropoda, Malacostraca, Decapoda, Varunidae. The transcript has 16 exons. The record is from RefSeq and is a predicted model, not a curated record. The coding region runs from base 155 to 3088 and encodes 977 amino acids. Gene Ontology annotation, molecular function: RNA binding. Gene Ontology annotation, biological process: mRNA processing. Gene Ontology annotation, cellular component: nucleus.
GAUAGUUUAUUGAUGCAGUAAACAACAACAUGAGCUGAGGCGGAGAAACGUUUCCUGACCUGACCAAGAAACGUUUACCGCGGCUUAGGUCAGCUUGGUCAAGGGACGAGAGGCGGCAAGGGCGUGAGGGCAGGACGUGUGUGUGACGCCUGACAUGGACGACGAGGACGACGACGUGGUGUGCCUUGGGACGCCCCUGGAGGAGCUCGACGAGGGUGAUGUGCAGACCCGCAAGGCGCAGCGGGUGGAGGAUCAGGUUGUUACCGACAAGCAAGGCCGCAGAAGAUUCCAUGGGGCCUUCACUGGAGGGUUCUCAGCUGGGUACUUCAACUCAGUGGGGACCAAGGAGGGAUGGACCCCGUCAACCUUUGUGUCGUCCAGGGCCCAGCGCAAUGAGGCCAAGUCGUCCAGGCCUCAGGAUUAUAUGGAUGAAGAGGAUUUGGAGGCAUUCGGCAUCUCACCUCAAGGUAUCCGAACCUCAGCUGACUAUGACAGCAGCAAACAGGAGAAGAGGAAGAGAGUGACAGACCCCUCUGGGCCCAUUCCUGGCACACCUGUCCUGGAGGAGCUGCUAAGACCUGCCAGGGAGACGGUGGGCAUGAAAUUGCUGCGUCACCUUGGCUGGCGGCCUGGGCAGGGUGUUGGGCCGAGAGUCAGCCGGCGGCAGAAGUUAUCAGACAAGAAGGAGAAGCGCCGCAUGUUAGCCAGUCAAGGGGCGGCUGUCAAAGGUGGGGCAAGUGAUAGUGAGGGUGGCAGUGACGACAGUGAGGAUGAGGCCCACAAGGACAUCACCUUCGCCCCCAGUGACGUGCCGGAGCUCAGCAUGGUGCAGCCCAAGACAGACCAGUUUGGCCUCGGCUACACUCCCCUUUCCCGAGCCUCUGUCCUCGGGGGUCACGUCAACCUCUUUGACCCGGCACCUUUGUCCCUCAUGGAGAAGAAAAAGAAGUUGCUAAUUAAAGGACAGGCCUUUGGUGUAGGAGCAUUUGAGGAAGAUGACGAGGACAUUUAUGCCACUGAAGAUAUGAGUAACUAUGACUUUGGAGAGGAGAAAGAAGCAAAAGACAAGAAACAAGGGAGACAGGAACAGCAGAACAUGGUCAUGUUGGGUCUUGUCAAAGUCUUAGAGGGCUUCAAGCUAGCCAGUCAGCCCGUGGAGCAGCCCAAGGCGUACCCUACCCCUGCCCUGCCACCAGACUUCAUCCCCGUCCACAAGCCACGCAGACUCAGGUUUGAGCGUCGGGAGAGUGAGCUGCGAGGGCUGGGCCGACACACCAUGACAGCAGAACAACGAGCACAAGCCAUUGCCGAGAAACCUAAAGCCACUGUUGAGGUAAGGUCAGGUGUUAAGGGGCAGAACCAGCACCAGCAACAAGCCUCCAAGGACUCGCAGAAGACCCUCGACACCUCCGAAGUAGACAAGCUCUUUGAGGAAUUCCAGAACUCUGAUAAGAGGCUCAGCUCGGACUAUAAACCCUUUGCAAGGAAUCCGGAGAAGCAGAAACGUUAUGAGCUGUUCUUGAGGAUGAAGGACAAGGGGCAGAAAGAUCGCUAUUACCUGGCCCAGCCCAAGAGCAUGACCGAGUGGGAGAGGGAGCGAGAGGUGCAGGAGUUUUCACGCGCUGCCAAACUCUUCCAGCCCCUCACCUCCUCCAUGGCUACCAGGUUUGUCACGGCUGCCACCAAUGAUGCUGACACCUCACUCAAGGAUGGACUUAACACUGACAUACCAAAGGCAGCGGCCAAGGAAGUCAAGGAGGGGCUGCUGGACCCCACUGAGCCUGGGGAUGAGAGGACGGCGGCAGCACGUUCGGGAAUGUUUGGGAAGAUGACCCAGACUGUCGAGGAGUGGCACCCCGAUAACCUACUGUGUCGGCGCUUCAAUGUGCCCAACCCGUUCCCGGACUCCUCAUUUGUCGGAGUUCGCAAGGCACGGAAAGAGAAGUUCUCCUUGUUCAGCAACUUCCAUACAGAUGCCGAGGAAACAGCCGGCCUCAGAUCCUCCCACGACAGAAAGGAGAAGGACCGGCAGCAAGAGGAAGAGAUGGAGGUGCAGGAGGGAGAGGAAGCACAACUGCAAGACAAGCCCGAAGAUUAUGGUCUGAAGGUACCCAUUGACGGACCACCGACCAUGGACCUCUUCAAGGCAAUCUUCCAGGACUCAGACUCUGAUAGUGAGGAGGAGAAAAGUGACUCUUCCUCUCCUAAAAGAGAUGAAAAAGCAGCUCACCAUUCCCAUCCAAGCAGCUCCUCUUACUCAGCAACACCUUCAGACACUUCAGUCACAAAAUCCAACACACAUGAGGAGACAAGAGGCAGUAGUAGGGAAAAGAGUCAAUCAUUUUGGAAUACAGAAGCUGCUCCCACCACCUCCACCACCCCUGCCACAGCCCCUCACCCACGACAACACAGGGGUCGUCCUAGUCGCUUUGCACCAUUAAACGAGGAUGUGGGGAGUCCAGCUAAGGAGGCACAGAAGCCCACCAAUCAACCUGAAGACAUCCAUACACACACAUUCGUCCCUCGGAAGAAAGAUGCACCUGAUAAUAAGAAUGUUUCUGCUUCAUUUCAGGGUAUAUUUGCUAAUGUUGACCUUGUGGCUCUCAACAGCUACAGGAACCAGGAACCAAAGGAGGAAAACAAGGAGGUCAAACGUACAUGGCCAGAGUCCGUCACGAAACUAGCUCAGGAGAUGCCCAAAAAUGAUGCAUCGCCGUCCUCCACUGACUCCGAGGAUGCAUAUGGUCCCCCUAUUCCUAGUCACUUGAAGGACAGAGCGCAGGAGAUCCAGUCCACUCCACCAGCUACCAUGAUCAGGCCUGUUGGUGAGGUGCCAGCAAGACAACAAAAGGUCACUGGCUGGGUGGAGAGGGAGACAGGAAGCAGCAAGAGUAGUACAAAGAAACACAAACACAAAGCCAGGUCCAAAAGUAAGAAGGAGAAAAAGAAGAAGAAGGACAAAAAGAGUAAAAAACACAAAGAGAAGAAGAAGAAGAAGGAGCGGAAGAGUUCGAGUAGAAGAAGAAGGAGCAACAGCAGUAGUAGUAACAGCAGUGGAUCGGAGGCAUCAUCCUCAGACGCAGAUUAAUUUAAGUCCUUCAAAAUUUUCUGAGGAUUUGUAUAGGAAUUGAGAUGCAGGAAUUGCUUCUCUCCCAUACCCUUAAAGACAUGUGAUGGUACUAUGCAGCAUAAUGUGAGUGAGGGAUGUGAGAUAGCGACUUAAGAACGUGUGUGGGAUAUUUUUAAUCGUUUUCUUACAUGAUUUUUUGAAUGGGUAUCUUAGGAGGGAACUGAUAAAUAAACAAAUGAUAAUCAAACUUUGUCAUUUUAAUCGUAGAAGGUUGCCAUUUCUGUCCCAGCCAUCCACUAUGUUGGGUGUACAUGUCUUUAUGCAUACAUAGCUUUCAUACUCAAAGACACUAAAUCAUAUCAUUACAUACUAUGAAAACGUUAUUGGUUCUUCAUUAAAUUGUAGGUCAUUCUGAUUCAUGAAAAUUAGGUUUGUAAUUUGAAUAUGUUGACUCCAUAGAAACUGUGGGUGAAAAUAAAGAAAAAUUAGUAGGGAAAGUAAGUGUAAAGAGGAAACAGGUGAGACAGGUGCUGUUAGAGGAGAAAAAAAGGUGUUGUGAAUGGCAUGAAAGGGUGAAAAGUAGAAGUUGUUAAAGGUGUAGAAGGGUGAAAAGUAGGUGUGCUGAGUGAAAAAAGUUACGAGGUCCUAGAGGGGUGAGAAGAGGGAUUAAAGCACACAAAUACAGCCUUAUGGAGGA